Messenger RNA from Effrenium voratum, 2124 nucleotides. Lineage: Eukaryota; Dinophyceae; Suessiales; Symbiodiniaceae. The record is from the annotation of a GenBank genome assembly.
AUGCGCUCCUACGGCGACAAGCCCAAGGAGUUCUUGGCGCUGGUGCCCCGGGGCCUGCUGCCGGCCAUGGAGCUGGACGGACGGGUGAUGACGGAGUCCCUGGACAUCAUGUUUACCAUCGAACGGACCUUCCCAGAUCCGGACAAGCCAAUGUUCCCCACGGACAAGGCCCUGCAGAAGCGCGCCAGCGACCUGCUGAACCUGGAACGCCAGCUGUUCGGUGCCUGGUGCUCCUUCCUCUUCAGACCGGAGAUGCCCUUCAUCGGCGGCAGCGAGCAAGACUUCACCGACACCCUGCAAGCGGUGGACGCCGAGUUGGGUCGAUCCGAGUCGCCCUUCUUCCUGCCGUACCCGCACCCCACCAUUGUGGACAUGCAGUACGUGUCCCAUGUGGAACGAGCCGUUGCCAGCGCCAUGUUCUACAAGGGUUAUGACAUCCGCAAGAAGUUCAAGAACAUCGAUCGAUGGCUUUCUGCCUACGAGGAGCUGCCACACUACAUGGCCACGAAAAGCGACUACUACACCCACUGUAUGGACAUUCCGCCCCAGUACGGGCCCUGCUUCUCCAAUGACAGCGACUUGGCGCGGCGAGCGCGGGAGCUGAUCGAGCCGAAGGAGGCCUCCUUGCCGGUGCAGUGGCAGAGCGACCUGGAGCCCCCCACCGAGCUGCAGCGCCGGAGCCCGGAGCAGGACUUCCGCGUGGAGGCCGCCCUGCGCCUCAUCGAAAACCGGGAGGCGGUGACCCGUUUCUGCUGUCGCGGGGCGGGCCCUGACGUGGGCGCCUGGGCGCGCGGCAACCCCACCAAGUGUCAGCUCGCAGACCCCUAUGCCAGGCCCAACUUGGACCUUGCCCCUGCUGUGAAUGCGGUGCUGCGGGUCGUGUCAGCUGCGCUGCUGCAAAACGACCCGGCGGAAGUGCAGGGCAUCAAGGGCCACUUGGCGGCUGAGAAGCUUGAAGCGGAUCCCAAGGAGGUGGCCAAGUGUAUCGCCUACUUACGCGACCGGGUGGGAUCGCCCAGAGAUCUCUCCAUGCCCGCAGCAAAGCUCCUGCGGGGCCAUUUGGCGGAGGCCGUUCGGAAGGAAUCUGCAAGCUCCGCCCGCUCGACGCGGCCAAAGUGGCGGCUCUGCUUCAGGCUGGAUCGCCGCAGCGCCUCGCCCAAGGAGUCCUUGGAGGACCUGGCACCGAAGUACCAGCGGGACUUCUUCCUCACAGUCAUCGAUCCGCCCUGCCGCGGCGCCUUUCGGCAGAACCCCCCGGCGCCCUUCUUCGCCUCGAGGGCUGCUUGUCAUGUAGCCGACCUUCUUGCUAGUCGACACAUGAUUGCUCAGCUGCCGGGCCGCAGCUUCGAGCAAAAGGCUGUGGCAGUGAUCGGCUCGGAGUGCCUGGCCGCGGGCCUGGUAGCGGCCACCUUGGGCGCCAAGGCGCUCUUCGUGUGCGAGCGCAGCUUGGAGCAAUACUACCAGCACAACCUGCGCUUGUUUCGCAGAGAUACCCUGGACUACACGAAGACCAAGUCCAAGAUUUUGGCGGUUUAUCCUUGCAGCCCGGGCAGGACGGGGGGGUUCGACCCCGAGAUGGCGAACAAGCUGCAGGCACCCUCAUUGGAUAUCAUCGUCCUGACAGAAGUGAGCUUGGCGCGUGUCGCUGGCGAGAUGGGUGGCAUUGCUGGCCGCGAGGCGGGCUUCUUCCGGUUCCUUGAAAGCUUGAUCCCUGCCCGGUCCUGCACAAAGGCGUUGGUGGUCUGCGACCAGAGCUUCGCUGAGCUCAUGGAGGAGCCUCGGGACCGGCGCGGUCCCCGUCGCACCGACGAGGAUGUGCCCGCAUGGCUCAAAGGCGAGGGCGCCCCACCAGGCCUUGCCCAGGUGCUACCUGCGGACUGGCAGGCCAGGACCUUCUGCCAGCUGCCCCAAGGCAUCCCCGUGGUGUGGUUGGAGCGCCAAGACGCGGAGCGGGUGAAGCGCCGCGCGCCGCCGCUGGUGUCUCGGCCGCCAAUGCCGCCCAUGGGUGCUUCAUCCUCCAGAUGUGGAUGUGGAGGCCACCUUCAGAGUCCCUUGCUGGGGCAGCGUGUGGAGAAUCAAGAGUGGUUCGCCAAAAACGCCAAGCUCAAAGAGGCGCAUCUUUGA